CCGCCAUGGCUGAGCCCGCCACCCAGUUCCCGCAUGUUUCUUCCUCCGCCGGAGGUGGCUCCUCGGAGCCGGGAGGACGAGACGCCAAGGGGGCAGGGUCCCCCCAGCCUUGCGCUGAUUCCUUUGUUUCUUCCUCUCAGCCUGUCUCUCUCUUUUCGACCUCGCAAGAAGGGACAGCACCUUUGACCGGAAAAGCACCUUCCAAAGCCGUGGCUCCUCCUUCCCCCGGAUGCUUUUCGUCGGCUGAUGCCCAAGCGUUUCACUUAACACAUUCAGAAAACCAGAGGGAAACGAGUGGUAAACCGACACCCUUCCAUGUAGAAGAAUUCAGCGAUGGCAAGAGAUGGAGCCAUUUUAGUGGGACCAGUGAAGAUUCAGGAAUAGAGGCAGCUUCUGUUGGAUCCCCUGGCCCAGAGGAACCCUCAUUCUCGGUUGGAUCCAAAGCUCAUAAUUAUGAGCCAGGGAGUCAGGCUGGCUCCCUUGGGCAUGAUUACUCUAUGGGGGAAGUCAACAUAGGCAGCACAGGUGAUCUAAAAAGCCAAUGCCAACCCAAACAACAACCUGUGGGUGGAGAGUCCAAAUUUCCUCUACCAACCAACCCUCAAGAAGGGCCUGAGCAAUUGCCGGCAAGAGUCCCGUGUUCUUCCUCCUCCUCCUGCCCUGCAGUCCCCGGUGAUGCUGUUGCGGACAAAGAUUCCCCUGAAUCGCCUUUUGAAGUCAUUGCCGACAAAUUGGAGUUUGAUAAAGAAUUCAAAGAUGCCGUUUCAAACAACUCCAAUGACAUCAGUAGCAACUGGGUCAUGCACAGUGAACGGGAGCUGCUUACGGACAUCCCAGAAGACAGCGUCUGUGAGUUUCGAGCCAAACCUCGUGGGGGGGGCAGAAUUCCAUCAGGACCCGGGCUCUCUCGCCAGUCUUCGGGCACGACGGCAGCCCUGGAGGAAGUGUCCAAAUGUGUCCGCGAGAUGCACAACUUCACGAGCGAGAUGAUGAACUGGGACUUGAUUCCCACAGAUCUCGGGGAGAACACCGCCGAUUCCGUGAGUUCAGGCCACCCCACGUCGCCUACCAACGAGGCAGGCGGUGUCGUCGCAGGUUCGGCAGGCAGCAAGGCGGAAGCGGGUAGAACUUCCGCCCCUUAUCAGCCUCUCAAGAUCAAUGCCCACCAAAAAGAAAGGACACUUCCAGACGCAGCAAAGCAGCCAUCUCAGAAACAAGUGAACAGAGGGGCAGCUGCUGCAAAAACAGCCCCUGCAGCGGAACCGAAGGCUGAUGUCUGUUGGCCAAAUCCAGGCUUGCCCGAAACUAUCGACGGCGACAGCUCCGGUGAGUCAGAUGACACUGUCAUUGAGGACACCGGGGCAGAUCCAACCUUCCGAGGUGAGAAAGGCACAGAGAGCGGCACAUUCAGAAGCCAACCUCAGAAGCCAACCUCUGCGCUGACGGCGUCUGUCAACAAGGAGAACAUGACCAUAGGUAGCAAAGACAGAUCAGGCGAGCUGCGUAAACCUGCCCAAGAAGCCCGAGUCCCUUGUAAGACUCCGGAGGGCAAUUGGGGAUUCAUUGAUGACUUUGAGACCAUCCAGACCAAGGCCGACGUUCUUGGAGGAAGCCCUGUUGGUGCACCACAGUUCCCUAAACGGUCCAAUCCCAGCUUACCUGGCAAUGAGGGACAGGAUGCGAGUGGAUGUGAGCAGGGCUUUUUUGGGAAACAGCCCAGGAUCGAAAAUGCUUCCCCCAGAGGGACCCCUGCUUCAGACAGAGUCAGAGAGGCUGCCCAUCCAAAUGCUCCAAAUGGCGAGAGUUUUAUGGACUUCAUGAAGGAAUGCUUGAAAUCCAAGGGGAGCGAAUCCCCCGAAGACCCCGUGGAAACGUUCUCUGAAGCGGAGCUAAAAGCAGCAAGGUCCGAAGUGUUUGUUCCGCCCUUUCAACAGCCGCUCAAGGCGACUCAAGAUUUUGAGCAGGAGCACCUCACCAUCAAGGCCCUCAAAGAAGCAGGGAGAAAGGCAGAGGCAGAAAAGCCGAGCAGGUUCUCCCCGCCUGGGGGAAGGCAGCUGGGGCAGUACGGGGAGAAAUUGCACGAGCCCUCCGCGCCUGCUCAGAAGUCCGCCUUGGAGAAGAGACCCCUCUGCCUCGAGCAGGCCGUAGAUGUGAAAUUGUCUUCUGCCUCUGCUAGCUUUGGCAUGCAUGAUGUUCCCCGGGCGUCAUCUCAGGCCCCUCCUCCUGAGCUUCCCAUACCUCAUGCUAUAGCGAAAUUGCUGGCUGGAGUUUCAGUGCGCGAUCUGGUCUUCUGGCGGGACGUGAAGAAGACGGGCCUGGUCUUCAGCACCACCCUGAUCCUGCUGCUCUCCUUGGCCGCCUUCAGCGUCAUCAGCGUCGUCUCGUACCUCAUCCUGGCGCUCCUCUCCGUCACCAUCAGCUUCCGGGUCUACAAGUCCGUCAUCCAGGCCGUACAGAAGUCCGAAGAGGGGCAUCCAUUCAAAACCUACCUAGAUGUGGACGUCGCACUCUCCUCAGAGACUUUCCACAACUACAUGAGCGCCGCCAUGGUGCACAUCAACCAUGCCCUGAAACUCGUCAUGCGCCUCUUCCUGGUGGAGGACUUGGUGGAUUCGCUGAAGCUGGCGGUCGUCAUGUGGCUGAUGACGUAUGUCGGGGCCCUUUUUAACGGGAUCACCCUCCUCAUCCUCGCGGAGUUGCUGGUUUUCAGCCUACCGGUUGUUUACGAGAAAUACAAGACCCAGAUCGACCACUACGUCGGAAUCGGCCGGGACCACAUCAAGUCGGUGGUUACAAAGAUCCAAGAGAAGGUUCCCGGAGUGGUGAAGAAAAAAUCUGAAUAGCCUCGC
Messenger RNA from Euleptes europaea (tarantolino), 2849 nucleotides. RefSeq names its product reticulon 3 (gene RTN3). NCBI's taxonomy places the organism in Eukaryota, Metazoa, Chordata, Lepidosauria, Squamata, Sphaerodactylidae. Gene Ontology annotation, biological process: brain development; neuron differentiation; endoplasmic reticulum tubular network formation. Gene Ontology annotation, cellular component: neuron projection; postsynaptic density. The coding region runs from base 6 to 2843 and encodes 945 amino acids. The transcript has 9 exons. The record is from RefSeq and is a predicted model, not a curated record.